CACGCCCAUGUUUACAGAACGGCAGGAAUUCUCUCGGGGUGGAGGUGGGGGAUCUCCUAUCUUAGUUCAGUCACUGAGCACUUUGGUUGGAACAGCUCUCUCCGGUUGGUGAUCAGGUUGUUGCUCAGGUGCCGGUAAACCAGCGGUGGUUUUGUGAACAUUGAUGUGAAAAGCCUCACUCGUCCAGCGUAUUUUGUAUGUGUGAGUUUGUCCAGGGCUUCGCAGUCAGUCACUGCUGCAGGGAGCGGGAGGAGCAGUGAAGAGCAGCUUUAUACAAGAUCUGGAGAGGCAGAAGACCGAGGGACGGGGUAUUGAAGAAGAUGGCCUCUUCACCCAGCGAGUACGGGGGUUCUUCCUGGGAGCUGAAGGUCUUGGUGGACCAACCGGAUGGAGAGCUACCCCUGGAGUUCACUCUAAGAGUAACAGGAGACUUUCACAUUGGAGGAGUCAUGUUAAAAUUAGUUGAACAAAUCCAGAUGGCCCAGGACUGGUCUGACCACGCUCUUUGGUGGGAACAGAAACAUUGUUGGCUUCUAAAAACCCACUGGACUCUGGACAAAUGCGGGGUGCAGGCGGACGCCAGGCUGUCCUUCACCCCACAACACAAACCCUUAAAACUCCAGCUACCUAACAUGAGGACGGUGAGGUUAAAGGUCAGCUUCUCUGCUGUGGUCUUCAGGGUCGUCAUCGACAUCUGCAAGACACUGAAUAUCCGACGGUCAGAGGAACUCUCUCUGCUGAGACCACCAGACGAGAGCUUCAAAAAGAAGAAGAGAAAAGAAAAGGCAAAGGAUUCCGUCAGUGAGGAUAUUCUAGACUUGGAGCAGUUACCAGUGUCUCCGGGAUCAUUAGCGAGUCCUGGUCUGUACAGCAAGACAAUGACUCCUCUAUUUGACCCCGUGAAUGGCACGCCUCUCUCCUCCACAGUCACCUGGUUCAGCGAUAGUCCUCUGGCUGACCACAACUGCAGCGUCCUGGCCAUCAGCCAGCCAGAUCUCACCCCCGACAUCCUGGCCAGAAUGUACCGUCCGCAGAGCCACCUAGACAAGGCCAAGGUAAACGCAGGGUGGUUGGAUUCCUCCCGUUCACUGAUGGAGCAAGGCUUCCAGGAGAACGAGCAGCUGCUCCUGAGAUAUAAAUAUUACAGCUUCUUUGAUCUCAACCCAAAGUAUGACGCUGUGAGGAUUAACCAGCUGUAUGAGCAGGCUCGCUGGGCCAUCCUCCUGGAGGAGAUCGACUGCACGGAGGAGGAGAUGCUGAUGUUCGCGGGUUUACAGUACCAUGUUAGCAGCCUAUCGCUUUGCUGGGAGCCGCGGGAGAGCCGGUGUGAGCAAGACGUGGACGAGGUGGAGGCAGCGCUCGCCAGCCUGGAGGUGACCCUGCAGGGCGGAUCCACAGAUAAUGCUUUGGCGGACAUCACAGAUAUCCCAAAGUUGGCAGAUUAUCUUAAAAUCUUCCGGCCCAAGAAACUGACACUGAGACCGUACAAACAGUACUACGUCACCUUCAGAGAUGUCUCCAUAUCUUACUACAAGAAUAAGGAGGUUUCUCAGGAUCAACCAAUAGAACAGAUAAACCUCAGGGGGUGUGAAGUUGUACCAGACGUGAAUGUGACGGGGCAGAAAUUUGGGAUCAAAUUGUUGGUUCCUGUGAGUGAUGGCAUGAAUGAAGUGCACCUGAAAUGUCACAACGAGAGCCAGUACGCACAGUGGAUGGCAGCCUGUAAGUUGGCCUCCAAGGGGAAGACCAUGGCUGAUAGCUCCUUCCUGACCGAGGUCCACAACAUACAGACCUUCCUCAAGAUGAAAAACGUCAACGGCUUAGCUCAAGCUGUCCCUGACACGGUCACCAUGGACAUCAGCCCCGAAUCCCUGGUCUCCCCCCGAUACCUGAAAAAGUUCAAAAAUAAGCAGUUGGUCACGCGUGUGCUGGAGGCCCGUGUUAAUGUUGCUCACAUGUCGCUGGUGGAGGCGAAGCUGCAGUUUAUUCAGGCCUGGCAGUCGCUGCCUGCCUUCGGCAUCUCCUACUUUGUGGCCAGGUUCAGAGGAAGUAAGAAGGACGACCUGCUGGGCGUUUCCUAUAACCGUCUGAUCAGAAUAGACAUGGCAACAGGGGACCCGCUCAUUACCUGGCGAUACAGUAAUAUAAAGCAGUGGAACGUCAACUGGGAGAUCAGGCAGGUUGCAAUUGAGUUUGAUCAGAGUGUUGCCGUGGCACUCACCUGUCUGAACGCAGACUGUAAGAUCAUCCACGAGUACAUCGGAGGCUACAUCUUUCUGUCCACUCGCUCCAAGGACCAGAAUGAGACCCUGGACGAAGAUUUGUUUCACAAACUGACCGGGGGGCAAGAUUAGCAUCAGAGACUGCCACACCAACAGAUCCCUCGCUCCACAUGCAUCACGUCAAAUCAACACAGUUACACAGCUUGGCACCUAACUGACCAUUCCACACCGGCCUGGGAGCAACAAGUACCCACAGGGUGUCCACAAAAUCUUGUUACCCCGUUACAAAACAGUGAUAUGAGACUAUGGAAGAGCUGAAACAAGUUGUCAGAGAUGCAUUUAGCCUCGUCAUUCCAUCAUGUUACAGAAG
Molecule: messenger RNA, 2592 nt
Organism: Callorhinchus milii (elephant shark)
Lineage: Eukaryota; Metazoa; Chordata; Chondrichthyes; Chimaeriformes; Callorhinchidae
Gene: fermt1
Product: FERM domain containing kindlin 1
Exons: 15
Coding region: 321-2354 (677 amino acids)
Biological process (GO): cell-matrix adhesion; integrin-mediated signaling pathway
Cellular component (GO): focal adhesion
Molecular function (GO): integrin binding
Source: RefSeq, a predicted model, not a curated record